AUGAGUUUUGCACUUAUGCGUGCUUUUCGACCAUUGAGUCGUAUCGCUCAUCCAGCAUUGGCUAAUUCAUAUUUUCUUGCUGCUCCAUCAUCGAAAUUAAUGGUUCCAGCUACUACAGGAACAGCAAUUCAGCCACGAGUCUCAAAUCAACUUCAACAUCCUGUGGCAGGCAUGGCUGCUUUAACAGGCACUGAUCAUUGGAAAAUCGAGCGUGUGGUCGCUAUAGCUAUGCUCGCAAUCAUACCUGGCUCAUUCGUAUAUGAUACGGCAUUCAUGAAUUAUCUACUUGCUGCAUCGCUUGCCAUUCAUGCUCAUUGGGGCUUGGACACUGUGUUGAUUGAUUAUUGUCCAAGACCAGCUUUACCUUUAGCUAACAUCGUUCGAUAUGCACUGACAGCUAUUGUCUUUGGUGGCCUUUCAUAUUUUGCAUACAAUGAUAUUGGCUUAACAAAAGCAAUGAAAGCACUAUGGCGUUUACAUUAA
This is a messenger RNA of Adineta ricciae, 483 nucleotides long. NCBI's taxonomy places the organism in Eukaryota, Metazoa, Rotifera, Eurotatoria, Adinetida, Adinetidae. The record is from the annotation of a GenBank genome assembly.